This is a messenger RNA of Camelina sativa (false flax), 1652 nucleotides long. RefSeq names its product polyadenylate-binding protein RBP45C. Gene Ontology annotation, molecular function: mRNA binding. Gene Ontology annotation, cellular component: cytosol. NCBI's taxonomy places the organism in Eukaryota, Viridiplantae, Streptophyta, Magnoliopsida, Brassicales, Brassicaceae. The record is from RefSeq and is a predicted model, not a curated record.
UCUCUUUUGCCCUUUUGGUCCCCUCUCGAGCUCAACCCUUAAAAUUGCAUCUGCGACAUUCGUACCCUUUUUUUCUAGGUUAUUAUCGUCGUCAUGAUGCAGCAGACACCUCCAGCUUCUAACGGUGCUGCCGCAGGUUCAGGGCAGAAUCCUUCCGACCAGCAAGCUUACCACCACCACCAGCAGCAGCAGCAGCAGUCGUGGAUGAUGCAACAGCACCAUCAAGGUCAGCCGCCGGCAGGAUGGAAUCCUCAGUCGGCUCCGUCUCCUGGUCAACCACAACAGCAGCAGUAUGGUGGUGGUGGAUCUCAGAAUCCAGGAUCAGCUGGUGAGAUCCGGUCGUUGUGGAUCGGUGACUUGCAGCCUUGGAUGGAUGAGAACUAUCUCAUGACCGUCUUUAAUGUUACUGGCGAGGCUCAAUCAGCUAAAGUAAUUCGCAAUAAGCAGAACGGAUAUUCAGAAGGUUAUGGAUUUAUUGAGUUUGCGAGCCACGCUACAGCUGAGAGGGUUUUGCAGACUUACAAUGGUGCUCCAAUGCCCAACUGUGAACAGCAGACCUUUAGGUUGAACUGGGCUCAGCUCGGAGCUGGAGAGAGACGCCAGGCUGAAGGUCCGGAGCACACGGUUUUUGUUGGAGACUUGGCACCUGAUGUUACCGACUUAAUGCUUACUGAGACGUUUAAGGCUGUAUAUUCCUCUGUCAAGGGAGCAAAAGUUGUGACUGAUAGGACUACUGGACGGUCCAAGGGAUAUGGAUUUGUUAGGUUCGGUGAUGAAAGUGAGCAGAUUCGCGCCAUGACUGAAAUGAAUGGUCAAUACUGCUCAUCCAGGCCUAUGCGUACUGGUCCAGCUGCCAACAAGAAGCCUCUUACGAUGCAACCAGGUUCAUAUCAAAACAACCAAGGAAAUCCAGGAGAAAGCGACCCAACUAACACCACAAUUUUUGUUGGAGCUUUGGAUCAAAGUGUAACAGAAGAUCUUUUGAAGUCAGUUUUUGGUCAAUUUGGUGAACUAGUUCAUGUGAAAAUACCGGCAGGAAAGCGUUGUGGAUUUGUUCAAUUCGCCAAUAGGGCAUGUGCUGAACAAGCAUUAUCCAUGUUGAACGGAACACAACUUGGUGGACAAAGUGUUCGUCUUUCGUGGGGUCACAGCCCUUCCAACAAACAGACUCAAACUGAUCAAGGCCAGUAUGGUGGUGGGGGUGGUGGAUACUAUGGGUAUCCUCCUCAGGGAUAUGAAGCUUACGGAUAUGCACCACCUCCUCAGGACCCUAACGCCUACUAUGGUGGGUACGCUGGUGGUGGCUAUGGAAACUACCAGCAACCUGGUGGCUACCAGCAGCAACAGCAGUGAAGCAUGAUUUAGUAAGUCGUGAUCGAGCUGAAGUUCUCCAGAAAGCUGACACCGUUUGAAAAUGGUGAAUGAAUUAUUGAAGUGGAUGUGUAUUAGCUCUUCUUGUCCCAGAUUCUCUCUUUCAACUCUCUUUUUUUUCUUAUGAAUUAUUUUGCUUUCGCGUGACAAUUGUUGAGUGUUCUUCCAAGUCGUAACAAAAGGCUUAAAACCCACAAGUGUUUCUUGUGUCAUUUGGCUUAAAACCCACAAGUGUUUCUUGUGUCAUUUGACUAAUUUGACCAUUAUGUUUCUUCCUGCAA